CAGAGCGGCCGAGCCGGAGGAGGAGGAGGACGAAGCGGCUGCCCGGACAUCUUGAUCACUGCGAAAAUCUCUCUCUCUCUCUCUCUUUAGUUCCCGAGCGGGAAGCCUAGACACUGGGCAGGCGAGGUGAAGGAGAGAGGAGCUAUGGGCGCAGGGAGCUCUGUGGAGGCGCGGAGCCCGCAGGACCCCGCCACUGCAGCAGGAGAGUCCCAGCCUAGCAGCCCCGAGGCGGAGACGCCGACAGCGGCGCUGGCCGAGCCUGAGCAGCUGGAGGAACCCGCCAAGCUUUUACAGAAGAAUGGACAGAUAUCCAGUAUUAACGGAAUGGCAGAAGAGCAAUUGGAGCUCAACCUUAAGCCAGAGGAGCUGAAUGGACAAAAAACAGAAGAAGUUGUGACAGACGUAGGACAAAGUGAUACCCCAAAUGUGAUUCUAAAAGAGGAGUCUGCUGAAAACAUGGAGACCAAGUCACCAGAAUCAGAUAAAACAAAGGUAGACGACGACCCUAAGGAAUCACCAGAUGCUGAUAAGCAAUUGCCAACACCGGAAGAAAAAGCAGAAGAGCAGGAACUACCCGGUGAAUCUCCAUCUAAUGAUGUUGGAUUUAAAAAAGUGUUUAAGUUUGUUGGAUUCAAAUUUACUGUCAGAAAGGAUAAGACCGAGAAAUCAGAACCUGUUCAGCUACUGAAUGUGAAAGCAGAUGAUACAGAAGUAGCAGCAGAUGGAGCUGGAGACUGUAAGGAAGUCAAAAUGGAGAUGGUACAGGAAGCAAUACAAAGUGAAGUGUCUCAUCCUGUAGAAAAGACUGAACAACAGACUCAAACUGAGCAGGUGAAGGAAGAAGCUUAUUCUGAAAAGAUAAAAGAAAGCCCUGUGGAACCAACUGAAGCAAGCAAGGAGGCAGAAGUUAAAAGUGACGGUAGCAAGUUGGUAGAGUCUCCAACAAGCCCACUAGCUAAUGAAACAGCAUCACCCCUAAGAAAGUUCUUUACUUGGGCUGGCUUUAGGAAAAAGACAAGCUUCAGGAAGCCCAAAGAAGAUGACCAGAUUGUUGAGAGAGAAAAACAGGACCAAGACAAAGAAAUGGCAGAAGAAAAUGCUAUCAAAGAAGAACUGGAAAUAGAAAAAGUAGUACCAGAUAAAAAUGGGCCAGAAAUUUCUGUAGAACCCACAGAUGAGACAAUGACGAAAGUGAGAGAGGAAAGUGAAGAAGUAAAAAUGAGAGAUGUCUCAACAGAAACACACCAGGAAGAACCCCUUACUCUGCCAUCAGAAGAGUAUGUAAAAAGUGUAAAUAAAGAGUCAGAGAUAUGUUUGACUGAGAAGAUUGGUCUGGCCUCCAAGGAAAAAUCAGAAACGAUACAAGAAUGUCUACCUUCCCUAGAGCAGAGCACUCUUGCAUUGCCUGCGAAGAAACAUGCAGCACCCCUGGCAAAAGAACUACCCGAAGAAAAAUUAGACAAAUGUGAACCAAUUUCUCCAUUGGCAAUGGAAAAGACUGAAGAACAUUUUGAAAUUCUUGAAGACAAACCUGAACCAAAAGCUCCUCUGGCAACUGAAAGUUUUGAUGAAAUACCCACAGAGUUUAACAAUGAUGUUAGCACCAUUGUGAAGAAGGAAGAGGUAAAAACAAAUGAAAAAGAAGAAUUAACUCAUGAACAAUUAGUUGAGACAGAUGCUCAGCUUCAGACAGGACAGCCUGCUGAUGAACAAUUAAAAGCCAAAGAAAUUCUACCUGUAGCAAUGAAUGAACAGAUCAAGCAAACUGAACCUAGCAGUGGAGAUGUCGCAACAUCUAAACCUCCAGAAGGCAUCACAAAUGAAGUUGAAUUGCUUUCAUCACAAGAAAGAGCUAAGAUACAAGGCAGCCCCUUAAAGAAGCUUUUUACAAGUAGUAGCUUAAAGAAGUUAUCAGGAAAGAAACAUAAAGUAAAAAGAGAUGACACUAAGUCAGGGGAAUCAGUGGAACAAACACAAUUGUCUGAUUCUGCAGAAAGUCCUGAAGAACAAAAAGGAGAAAGUUCUGCCUCUUCUCCCGAAGAGACAGUAGAGCUGUCUUAUGUAGAAAAAGUUAUAGAUGUAGCACAGGUCACUGAAAGUGAAGAAGGCGCUGCUUCAGAUAUGGAGAAGAAAAGAGAAAGUGUUACUCCUUGGGCAUCCUUUAAAAAAAUGGUGACUCCCAAGAAACGGGUCAGGAGACUUUCUGAAAGUGACAAAGAAGAAGAACUUGAGAAAGCCAAGAGUGCUGCUCUCGCUUCAACUGAAAGUGCUCCUUGUGAAGAACAGGAAGAUAAUAAAGAAAAUGGUGAAGAGCAGAAAUUAGAAAAAAGCACAGAUGAGCCCAAGAGAAAGGUUGAUACUUCUGUAUCAUGGGAAGCCUUAAUUUGUGUAGGUUCAUCUAAGAAAAGAGCUAGAAAAUUAUCAGGUUCUGAUGAAGACGUAGGACAAAGACUUGCUCAAGAAGGACAAAAAACAUAUGAAAGUGGAAUGCAUAAAGAAACAGCCCAAGACAUGACCUUUACUAGUUCCCAGGAAAGUGAUCAAGGACAAGGAAAUUCCUCACCAGAACAAGCUGGAAGUCCAUCUGAAAGUGAAGGAGUUUCAACAUGGGAGUCUUUUAAAAGACUAGUAACCCCACGAAGAAAAUCCAAAACAAAGUUGGAAGACAGAACUGAAGAGCCAGUCACAGUUCCAAGUUCAGAACACUCUGCUUCAGACGGUGAUUCUGGAAAAGAAGAAUCCUGGGUUUCAUUUAAAAAACUGAUGCCAGGUCGCAGGAAGAAAAAGUCAGAUGGAAUACCAGAGCAUGCUCCUGUUGAGGAAGUAGGAGAAGAAAUUACAGAGAACAAUGAAGAAGAUUAUGAUGUUCCAGCUGUUGUUCCUUUGUCAGAGUAUGAAGCUGCUGAACAAGAGAAAUUUGAAGCACAGAAGGCAAAAGAAGAUGAUGUAACUAAGAAGAAAAUUUUAGAUGAAAGAACUGAAGAGUCAAAAGAUGCUUUAGUAGAUGAACAGUCCAGUGAAGGAUUAGUUCAUGCAGUCACUGUCACAGUGGUUGAAGGGGAAAGAGCAGUUACAAGUAUUGAAGAAAGAUCACCAUCUUGGAUAUCGGCUGCUGUGACAGAAUCCAUUGAACAUGCAGACAAAGACAAUGAGAAACAAACUGAACAAAUUUCUGAAACUGGAAUUGGAGAAGAAAUAGCAGUAGUUACUAAACACAUGCCAGAAAUUAGAAAGGACAUUAGUGGUGACACGAUAAUCAGUGAGCUGGAGUUAACUCCAGAAGCGAUUACAGCUCAAGAAGAAGCUUCAGGUGUUGAGGAAGUAACUGAAGCAUCCUGUGCUGAAGAGACAACUGAAAUGGUUUCAGCAGUUUCAAGACUAAGUGAGUCCCCUGAUACAACUGAAGUAGCUACACCUGUACAGGAAGUAGGAGGUCAGCAAAAUCUAGAAGAAUUAAAUAAGCAAACCCAGGAAGUUCUACAAGAAGUUGCUGAAAAAGUUAAAUUAUCUGAUGAUGCACAACUGAUUAGUCAAAAGGUAUCAGAAAUAGACAUUCAGUCUAUCUCAGUGGAAAAAAGCAGGCAAGAAAUUACCAUCUUGUUUCCAGAAGUUAAACUGGCUGACUUGCCCUUAAAGAUAGAAGAUCCUAAGAAGAUUAGUAUCCAAACUAAUGAAGGCACAGAAGGUGAUCACAGUCAAGGUGAAGUUAAAGGAAGUGGUUUGAAGGAAGUGUUGGAGAAGACUAAAGACUCAUGUGCUGAGGGAAAAGAAAGAGCUAAAGAAAGUAUAAAUUUAGAUAGUGCUGAUGAAAGUGAAACUGAACAAGAAAGACAUGAAGAAAUCACCAAAGAACAGACCACUGAAGAGAAAUCUGAAGAGGAAGAUUUUGUCUUUGUUACAGUAACUGCUGGUGAAGAACCAGAAGUAAAAGUUGGUGAGACUAUCCAAAAGCAACAACAUAUAUCUUUAGAAGCAGUUGAAAAGGAAAAAUAUGGAACUAUUGAUGCAGUAGAGGAAAUCACAGUGAAUUUAGAAGAAACAGCUCAAGGUGAGGUCACUGAAGAUGGUGUUACAGAAGUGGAUGAAUCAAUGAAAAGACUCGAUGAAGAGGAGACUGAGUUCUCCCAGAAUCUUAUGCAAAUUGUCUUACCUAGCCUGGAGUCAGAAAAUGCAGAAACACGUCCAGCUCAGGUAAAGAAGGCUCUUAUACAGAAUUACGUAAAAGAUACAAAGUGGUUUAUAAAGUCCAGAAAUAAGAAAGAACCAGUGCCUGAAGUACCAAUCCAGAGCCAGGCUAUUGAUGUUCCAGUGAGAAUUGUAGUAAAUGAAAUGAAUGCUCUGGAUAUUGCAAAAGAUGUUACAAUUGGCUUAGAAACUAAAAGCACUGAGAAAGUUGCAACUGAGGCCUACUUAGAGAACAAGGACACUGAGGCCUUUUUAUACAAUAUGCAACCUGAAACUCCUGUGCAGAAAAUGGAACCUGACAUUCAUCUUCAGAAAGCAGAAAUUGAGAUCCCUGUAGAAAAUGUGAAACCUAAACCUCACCUGUUGGAUACUGAGACCCAGAUCCCUGUAGACACUGUGGAAACAGGGAUAUCCAUUAGAAAGAUGGAAGUGGAGGUCCACCAGCAGAAUUCAGAGAUUGAGGCCCUUAUACAAAAGGUAGUAACAGAACACCAUAAAGAAGUGGAUAAGGAGCCUUCCCUACUGAAUGUAGAAGCUGAGGUCCUGGCAGAGAAGACUGAAGUAAUAGUGAUGAAAUUUUCCCCAGAGAUGGCAAAACCAGAAAUUCCUACAGAAAAGGCAACAGUUCUGACAGAGACAGACGCAGAAGUUCUUGCCGAAAAGGCAGGUGGAAAGGUGCAUGUGGAGGCUUCUGCAGAGAAAUUAGAUGUGGAAGUAGGGGCUCCAGCAGAAAAGGCUGAUGUAAAGGUGGAUGUGGAUACCUCUGUAGCAAAAGUAGUUGAAGAGGCUUCUGUAGAGAAAGAGGUUACAGAGUUCCAUGCAGAAGAGGUGGAAGCAGAGGUUGUCAAGGAGGUUGAAAUGAAGGUUCCUGCAGAAAAGGUGGAUAUGAAAAACCUUACAGAAGAUAGAAAACGGGAAUCCCCCCCAGAAACAAUUGAAGUCCUCACAGAAGAAGCAAAAGUAGGCAUUCCUUCAGAAAUGGUGGAUGCAGUGGUGCAUACAAGGACCCUUGUGGAAGCCCCUGCAGAGCAAUCAGAACUAGUGCAAGAAGAAGCUGCUGCCAAGCCAGCAGAGCAGAAAGAGAAUUUGCAGAGCUUGGAGGCUGAAGUUAACUUUCAAUCUGAGAUAGAAGAUACUAUGAAUUCCAUGAUUUCAGUAGAAGUUCCAGUUUGUGCAGAUUUAGGUGACAUACGUAAAGUUCCAGUGCAGAGAGAGAUGCAAGAUGUUGCCAGUUCCUCUCAAGUAGAAUAUUUGGAUUCUCUUGGAACUGAGGGUCCUUUUGAGGUUAAAGAUGCUGGUCUAGCUCCCAAAACAAAUGAGCUAGGGGAUGUCACCCUUGUCUUAGAAUCAAAGUGCACAGAAGAAAUUGUAACUGAGAUCCCUGUGCAGAAGGAAAAAAAUAUACCCUUUAUGGAGAGUGCAGCAUCUGAAGUCCUCGUGCAAAGUGAAAAGGAAGAUGCACUUUCUUUGAAACCAAAUUUUGCAGAGGCUGAAUUAACUGAGAAUGCUGUGGAAAAUGAGGCAACAGUGGAUUUUGUGGAAAAUGAGCUUGGAAACACAGAACUAGCAAUUAAAUCCAAACACACAGAAGCAGCAGUAACUGGGGCUGCUGCAAGGACAAAAGUCGAAGGAGACACCCUUUUCUCAGACUCCAGAUUCACAGAGAGAAUUUCAGAAAGCUGUCAGAAAGGACAAGUGCUAUCAGAGAAGGCAGUGACAGUGGAAAAUGACAAAUCAGCUGAAAACGCUGAACUUCCUCCUAGUGGGGAUGUACUUUAUGCAGCUCCGAUGCAGCAACAUCCCAAGCAACAGGAGGUUGCCACCACUGACAUUCCUGAAAUGCAAAGCUAUGAAGCUUAUAAAUCCUCUUUGCCAGUAACAGCUGCAGCAAUUGAAGAGCAAGUCAUUGAAGAAAGUGUCAUUGUUACAGAAACAUCAACGGAAACAUUGCAGUCUUUCUUAGAAGAGCCAAAAGAAAAAGCAUUCAAAAUUGUACAGCAGGUGACCUUUGCUCACUCAGGUCUGGGGGCUCCAGGUCCUGAUACUGAGGUAAUGUGGACUGAGAAGACAGAAUCAGCCAGUGAGAAGCCAAUUUUGCCAGCUGAUUAUUUGAUCCAGCCACAUGUAUUUGAUUCCAUCCCCAAAAUGAAAUCAGAGCUCAGUCAAGAAACUGAAAGACAGAUUCAGUCUCCAGAAAGACACCCCUCUUUGACCCAUAUAGAAUUUCAAAAAGAUGGUGUUGAGCCUGUGACUAUAGAGUCUCAGAGUUCCAAAAUUGUCCUUAAAAUCAUUCAGAAUGCUGUUGAUAAACUGGUGGAAAAAACAGAAGAGACAGUGUAUGUGUCAAGUCAGGUGUGUGAAAAUAAAUCUGAAAUUCAGGAAAGCCUACACACUGAUCAGCAGCUGCUUUCUGAGAACAUAGAGAGACAAGAGAUCCUCAUAAAAGAAGAAGUCCCUAGAAGGGCAGAGGCUGAUCUAGAAGUCGUGAAACACGUGUCACAGUCGGAUGAACAUUUGGGUACUGUGACAAAACUAGUGGAAGUUGGAAAAGACAUUACAGAAGAGCCAGGCUUGCAGAAAGAAAAUGGCGAAACAAAGUUUGAAUCUGAAAUGGAUUGUGCUAUUCCAAAAGAGACUGAGAAGGUGACAUUGGAUGGUGCUGCCGCAGGAGAUCUACCCAAAGAGUCACGUGACAUAGACCAACCAAAGCUAAAGACUGUAGAAGCUGGGCAGACUGUUCAAAUGCAGGAACACUUUAUAGAGCAGCAAACACAAGCAAAAAGGAAAGAAGACCAGUCAAUGGGACUUGGGGAGACACACACAGAGGAAGAUGUAAAUAAUCAAGACUACACAUCCUGUGAGACUCUACAGUUAAAACCAGAGCUCACCGAAUGCUGAGAUUUAAAUUGCCUGGAAGCUGCAUCUUAUAGUUGGAGAGACCAGUGUAUGCAGAAGGCAGUGGAAGAGAAUGGGUUUUGCAUUA
This is a messenger RNA of Gekko japonicus, 7168 nucleotides long. It is a transcript of the gene AKAP12, whose product is annotated as A-kinase anchoring protein 12. NCBI's taxonomy places the organism in Eukaryota, Metazoa, Chordata, Lepidosauria, Squamata, Gekkonidae. Gene Ontology annotation, cellular component: cytoplasm. Gene Ontology annotation, biological process: signal transduction; regulation of protein kinase C signaling. The transcript has 4 exons. Gene Ontology annotation, molecular function: protein kinase A binding; calmodulin binding. The coding region runs from base 145 to 7083 and encodes 2312 amino acids. The record is from RefSeq and is a predicted model, not a curated record.